Molecule: messenger RNA, 1200 nt
Organism: Penicillium expansum
Lineage: Eukaryota; Fungi; Ascomycota; Eurotiomycetes; Eurotiales; Aspergillaceae
Exons: 3
Coding region: 1-1200 (399 amino acids)
Source: RefSeq, a predicted model, not a curated record
AUGGCUGCUCGAACCUUAGACAGAAUGCGCAAGGCUCAGUCCCUCAUUCGCGAAUGUCAUGAGUGGCUUGUGCAAAGCAACGAGAUGCUGCUGGCAGUUGAGUUAUGCCAAAUAGAAGGCAGACUCGCACUUUUCUUUGAGAACAGAUGUUUUGCCAAUUCUCCCUGUCCCGGACUUCAACAGGAAGAGCUUCCCCGUCUUCCCCCAUUCAAUGGCUACAGGCGCAGAAACCGCCGUGGAUCCUACAACGGGUACCGCAGAGCUCACCCAGCUAACAGGAGCGGGACCGAAGCCCCCGCAAGUCGCGCCGAUGGCGGACAAAAUGUCCGGGCUCAGGCAGCGGCAAGUACCUCUAGGGCCAAAGUGAGUGGCUUGACCUGCCCUGAUGCCGACCCCAAGCCCCCUCGGGCUCGAGUUGUCGUGACAAGACCAUCACCGCCAAGCGGCGUGCUCUUGGAUUUCGACAACGACGUGGAAUUCGUCCAAUUGCCACAGAAUAUGGUGACCGAAAUGGAAAAAUCACUGACUGCCGAUUUCAAAUCAAAGGGAAAGCAGCACUUAUCAAAGUGGCCAGCUCCGGGGGUCUCGGUCAGGGUAGAGGGUGACGAUAAAUCCCUCCACCAGACCAAUGCUACUGCGGCCCAUGCCACCUCAGCAGGUCUGGACGCCCCCGCCGGCAGCUACUGUUCUCCCCCGGCUGAAGAAGGUGUUGCCCCAGUCCCGUCCCAACUACGAUUGCCAGGUUCGCCAGUAUCCGGCUCUCCUGAGCGCACGUCACCUCAUACAUCGCAAACAAAUCAGGGGGUGCAUGAGAUUGCCGAGAACCAAAAAGGCAAUUCUAUGAAUUGUGAGGGGGUCCCUGUGUCGACCAUCACAAGAGGCGAAGGAAUGUUGGUUGAUCUUGACGAAAAUCUGGCUGUGAUCCUUCCCAUUGGGACCGAGGCAGACGCAGGCGGCACUACUGAUCCAGAAGAAAAGGCUAUUCUUGUAGCUAGCUUUAAUUCUGGGGUUGAGUACAAUCUUCAACUAGAGGAUUUGGAAGACGAUGAAAUCGUUUUCCAGGGAAACGCAGCAAAGGGCAUCUGUUCGGAUUUCAAAGCCUUGUUUGUCGGUUCAGACGAUGACUCUCAAACCGCUCGUCGUACCAUUGAUCUCAAAGCAAUCUUUGAGAAAUAUUCUGAAGUGGUCAUUUGCAGGUGA